Molecule: messenger RNA, 1093 nt
Organism: Protobothrops mucrosquamatus (brown spotted pit viper)
Lineage: Eukaryota; Metazoa; Chordata; Lepidosauria; Squamata; Viperidae
Gene: TMEM171
Product: transmembrane protein 171
Exons: 3
Coding region: 64-834 (256 amino acids)
Source: RefSeq, a predicted model, not a curated record
UCAUUCUGAUUUUAUAGAAGAAAACAUAUUCUAUUUCAGUUUGAAGGAGGAUUUCAUUUAAUAAUGUAUUCAGUUCCUCGCUCCCUUUCUGGAAUGGAAGGAGAUAAUGGACAUCCUAGGAAAUUUAUCUCUUUCCUUUUUAUUUUUGGCAUUACAUUGUUAUGUGCUGGAUUUUUGCUAUCAAUGUUUGUUUUGCAAACAUGUCCAAGUGGAGCCUUUGGUGACUGUAAGGGAGCUUUCAAAAUCAUUGGGCCUCUGCUUGCAGUUGUUGGACUAGUUUGCAUAAUUUUGGCACAAUCAAGAGCCAAAGAUUAUCUCAGAGAUGUGCAAUUGCAAGAUGAUCAGGUAUAUGGAUUUGUUUUUUGUCGAGGAAAUUGUCAGUUUGCUCAGUUCCUCGUCUUUGGGUUUUUAUUUUUAACAAGUGGGAUGCUUAUUAGUGUCCUUGGCAUAUGGAUUCCGGGAUGCAGUCAAGGAUGGCGCUAUCAGCAGUUUAACCAUAGCAAUACUUCUGGUAUUGAACUCCAGGACUGUGGAUUUCAUUCUGUUCAAACUAUGGGCCCUUUAAUUGUGCUUAUUGGAUUAUGUUUCUUUGUGAUAGCUCACAUUAAAAAGAAACAAAACUUAAACCUCAUCCAAGAAUCUUCAGUCAGUGAAGAACAACUGAAUUCUGAAUCAUUUCAAGUUACAGUAGGAGAUACUGUAAUGAUGUUUCCACCACCCCCACCACCUUAUUUUUCUGAUUGUUCACCGCAGACCAUAACUCCUAGCUUGGUAACAAGUGAACUUAUUUUAAAUGAAAAUCCUCCACCAUAUCACAGUAUUUUUAUUAAUUGAGCAUUGAGUUGUGAAUAAGAAGCCUACAGAGAGAAUGAGUUCCACAGUAUCAGGAAACAGUUUGCCUUCUAAAACUUAAUCAGUUCAUUGUCAUUCCUCUGAGUCAUCUCAGAAUUACAAAGCAAAAGAAGCAGCUGUAAAUAAUGAAUGUGUCUUAUUUCCCUUCCAUAACUCAGCUAAUCCAUUACCAUCUGCUUAUCACCAACUAUAAGAAAUUUUCAGAGCUGAAGCAGAAAGACGGGAAGGAACAGGGAUAAAC